This is a messenger RNA of Aspergillus versicolor CBS 583.65, 1557 nucleotides long. RefSeq names its product cytochrome P450. The transcript is spliced from 3 exons. Gene Ontology annotation, molecular function: heme binding; iron ion binding; oxidoreductase activity, acting on paired donors, with incorporation or reduction of molecular oxygen. The record is from RefSeq and is a predicted model, not a curated record. Lineage: Eukaryota; Fungi; Ascomycota; Eurotiomycetes; Eurotiales; Aspergillaceae. The coding region runs from base 1 to 1557 and encodes 518 amino acids.
AUGGCUGUUUUAGACAGGUAUCUUGGAGAAACAGCAGGGUUUACUGCCCUUGCUUAUGUUGCCGCUGCAGGGAUUCUGGUCUAUCUCGUCGCAAACAUCGUCUACCGACUUUUCUUUCACCCACUGGCCCAAUAUCCUGGACCGUUCCUCAAUCGCAUCUCGCCCAUCCCUCUCAGCUACCAUCUCGUCCGUGGUCGCCUGCCAUUCUACGUCAAGCAACUGCACGAUGUCUAUGGCCCCGUGGUCCGCCUUACACCAACCGAGCUCUCGUUCAAUUCCGCCGACUCGUGGAAGGAUAUCUACGGCAGCCGUCCAGGUCACCGCAAUUUCCAUAAAGAUCCAAUCCAUGUCGGAUCUAUCCAGGCUGUUCCGGGCGCGGUGACGAUCACGAUGGCGGACGACGUUGACCACGCCCGCCAGCGCCGCUCUCUAUCCCACGCCUUUAGCACCAAGGCUCUGCUGGAGCAGGAGUCUUUGAUCAAGGUGUAUAUCGACACCUUCCGUGACAAGAUGAACGAAUUCGCCCGCUCCGGCAAGACUUGUAAUAUCGCCGACUGGUUCUCAUACACGACAUUUGACAUUAUUGGACAUCUCUCCCUCGGUGAGCCGUUUGGAUGUCUGACCAGCAGUGACCUUCGAUUCUGGGUGCCUUUGAUUUCCGAGUCGAUCAAGGCUGGUGCGAUCGAGCAGGCGACAAGGCGACUGGCGACGACCGGCGGUGUCUUGCAAGCAUUGAUGCUGAAGCUAUUUGCGCCGAAAGAACUCCGCGAACAGAGGAUUAAGCAUCUGAGCUAUUCGCGAGAGAAGAUUCUGAAACGAAUGGGACAGGGUGGUAACAACCAGCACCGGGACUUCCUACACUAUUUGAUGACGCAGCAAGAUAAAGAGAACCUGAAUCAGGAAGAGAUUAUCGUGAACGGGGCGCUAUUCAUAAUUGCUGGAUCGGAGACUACAGGGAGCUUUAUGACAGGACUUUUCAACCAGCUCCUGCAGCCUUCGAAUCGGCGAGUUCUCGACAAGCUUACGGAUGAGAUACGGGGUGCGUUCCAGCGUGACGAGGACAUCACAUACGAGGAGUUGACCAAGCUUCCAUGGUUGACGGCUGUUCUUGAGGAAGGCCUUAGGCUAUUCCCCAGUGCGCCCAUAGGGUUUACCAGGGCUGUGCCGUAUGGGGGUGAUUCAGUCGACGGCCAUAUGCUUCCAGCAGGAACAACAGUGUCAACGUGUAUGUGGGCGGCGACUCACGCAGAGGACAACUUUCACGACCCUUACACCUUCAGACCGGAACGAUGGCUGGACAAGGAGAAUACAACCGACAAGCUGAGGGCGAGCAAUCCGUUCUCACUGGGACCUAGGGGCUGCAUCGGCCGCAACUUGUCGUACAUGGAGCAGCGGCUUAUCACGGCAAAGCUGUUGUGGCAUAAUGAUAUUGCCAUGACUGGGGAUGAGACGUGGACUCAAUGGGAUCCUAGAAACGACCAUGAGAACAUGCGAGUCUUCACCAACUGGAUCAAGGCGCCUCUCACGGUCAAAUUGACGCCGCGGAAGUUCAGCUGA